AUGCCGACCCCCGAAUCCGAGAUGUUCAAGGCUCAAAAGCCCACGGUUGCGCCAACCUUCAACGGUGUCGACUUUGACGACACCAAGGCCUACAAGGCUGCCGAAGACGCCGUUAUCCGCGAACAAUGGGUCGGCGCCAUGAUGACCAGACUUGUCGGCGAGGAAUUGAGCAAAUGCUACAUCAAGAACGGCAACAACCACUUGGAAAAGUGCGGUGACCUGCGAGAGAAAUAUCUGGAGCUUCUUGCCGCCAACAAGAUCAAGGGAACGAGAUUCUUGCAACAAAACUACUUGGAGAAGAAGGACGAGGACAUGGAUAUUGCGGCCAAGGUGCACACCUCUGAUAAGAUUGCCAAGCUGAACCAGGGAAGAUUCUCUUCAUAA
Messenger RNA from Beauveria bassiana ARSEF 2860, 384 nucleotides. Its product is annotated as NADH-ubiquinone oxidoreductase 12 kDa subunit. NCBI's taxonomy places the organism in Eukaryota, Fungi, Ascomycota, Sordariomycetes, Hypocreales, Cordycipitaceae. The coding region runs from base 1 to 384 and encodes 127 amino acids. The record is from RefSeq and is a predicted model, not a curated record. The transcript has 2 exons.